GAGGGGACAGGGACAUAGAUGGAGAAGCAGGGGAGCCUGCUGCAGGACUCAAUCCCAGGACCGCGGGAUCACGACCUGAGCCAAAGAGCCGAGAAAACAGAAGUCCUCAGUGAAGAUCUGUUACAGAUCGAGCGGCGCCUGGACACGGUUCGGUCAGUGUGCCACCUUUCCCACAAGCGUCUGACGGCAUGCUUCCAGGGCCAGCAUGGCAGCGAUGCCGAGAGGAGAUACAAAAAACUCCCUCUGACCGCUCUCGCUCAGAUCAUGCAAGAAGCAUCGACUCAACUGGAAGACUCUCUGCUGGGGAAGAUGCUGGAGACAUGUGGGGAUGCUGAGAAUCAGCUGGCUCUCGAACUUACUCAGCAUGAAUCCUUUGUUGAGAAAGAGAUUGUGGAUCCUCUGUGCAACAUAGCAGAGCUGGAGAUUCCCAACAUCCAAAAACAGAGGAAACAGCUUGCUAAAUUGGUGUUAGACUGGGAUUCAGUCAGAGCCAGGUGGAACCAGGCUCACAAAUCUUCAGGAACCAACUUCCAGGGGCUUCCAUCAAAAAUCGAUACCCUAAAGGAAGAGAUGGAUGAAGCUGGAAAUAAAGUAGAGCUGUGCAAGGAUCAACUAGCAGCAGAUAUGUACAGCUUUAUGUCCAAAGAAGGGGAGUAUGGCAAAUUCUUUGUUACGUUAUUAGAAGCCCAAGCAGAUUACCAUAGAAAAGCAUUAGCAGUCUUAGAAAAGGCCCUUCCCGAAAUGCGAGCCCAUCAAGCCAUUCUGAACCCCUGAGAGCAGUGGCCAGCGCUACCGCCGCCCACGACACCCAGCCAGGGCCACAGCUGCACACCCGCACGUAGCGGCAGACACGAAGGCCUACGCGGCAGCUGGCGUACCCCCAAAAGCCGGCGUGGGACAGAUGCCCUGUCUCUGCAGGAUGGCCGGGACGGGGAACCUGGGAGCUUCUGGAGGCUGCAAAUGCCCAAGGUCUCCAGGACGGAAACCUCUAUGCAAUCGGAAUCUGCUCUCCUUGGGGCAUGGACGCGUGUCACUGUGUGCCUUUCACCUCAAUUAAGAAACUAAUACUGCGAGGAAACCAGAGUCCAUGGACCGUGGGUAGUGGGAUACCACUAGGCGAGGAGAAGGAGAGGGCCAGGUGCACGUGGGCACGUGCUCCGUGGCCCACCCGGGACAACCAGCGCAGCGGGAAGCAGGGGAAGGGGCCCGGCCCUGGCGUGCGCAGUCGGGAGGACGCGUGGCGCGGGCCGGGCCGGGGGCCGCAGACGGCCUUCAGAAGGCCCGAGGCCUUGCCACUCCCGGCCUGCUCUAGCGGAACCCGGGGCGGGCGUUGCCUAGAAACGCAUCAUUGUCCUUGGGUUCUUAGCCUUGCGCAGGCAGCAGUUCUGGGACACUUGGCGGGGUAGUCCGACCGGGCUGGACGCUUUUUGCGAAGUGGACCAGAUCGGUUCUAUGACCCGCACAAAUGCUUUCCUGGACCCGUGGCCUGGGCUCUGUCCUAGGCCGUUUCCGAGGGCAAGCGGACGGCAGUGAGACUUCCAUCACCGGCCACAGCUUCAGUGUCACCAGAGAUGUGCCGACGAAGGGAAGGGAAAAGGUGGACGAGGUACCUGACUCUGGGAGAAAGGAGGACGAGGUGAGUCGGGUGACCUUAACAUCACAGAAUGAGAGACUUAAAACUCUGUGUAGUGAUCCAGCAGAGAAGUAUGAAGCUUCAGAGCUUCAACUAAAGCAGCAGAGUGCUGGCUACCGACAUCAGCUCCAAAAGAACCAGGUACAAAUAGCACUGCUUAGCGAAAAACCACAAGGGACCGAGGAGGAAUUGCUGGGGCCGCGGUCAGCCGCUCCGAGGGUAAACUCUGCAGCUGGUGGCCAACUGUCAGCCAUGGAAUCUCAUUCCCCCAGUUUCGAUUUCGGUCAUCACGCUUCACCUUUCCACGGUGACGCCGUGGACUUUGCUGAUGUGAUCUGGUCACAGCAAGAAAUAAACAGAUUGUCAAGUCAAGUCUUAAGACUUGAGGCCGAAGUCAGUCAUUGGAAACGUCUUUCCCAGGCUUCGGUGCAGGGAACGAAUAGCCUAGAGCCACUCAAAAUCCGCAACCUGCAGAGUACCAUCAGGGAACUGGAGCAGAAGCGAAGCAAGGAAAUUGAGGAUCACCAACUCGAAAUGGCAGUACUGCAGAACGUCCACCGGCAGAAGCUCGCAGACGUCAUCCGCAGGUACCGCGGAAAACUGAACGGCCUUGAGGAAAAGGUUGAAGAACUGCAAAGCCUGUUACAGAAG
Nyctereutes procyonoides (raccoon dog) is the source of this 2284-nucleotide messenger RNA. RefSeq names its product rho GTPase-activating protein 17-like. Lineage: Eukaryota; Metazoa; Chordata; Mammalia; Carnivora; Canidae. Gene Ontology annotation, cellular component: cytoplasm; intracellular anatomical structure; cytosol. Bases 19 to 774 code for a protein of 251 amino acids. The transcript is spliced from 10 exons. Gene Ontology annotation, molecular function: GTPase activator activity; protein binding. The record is from RefSeq and is a predicted model, not a curated record. Gene Ontology annotation, biological process: regulation of actin cytoskeleton organization; regulation of Rac protein signal transduction; positive regulation of GTPase activity.